CAGCCGCCUUGACGUCUGGGAUUUGUAGUCUCCGCGGGUGUACUAUAAAAGCCUGAGGAUGACGUCACAGCGUGUUCAGGUUCUGCUCGGAUUAAACAUGGCUCCGUCCCCCGCGCUGCGGUGCUGUAAGAAGACGUUGAACUGGGUCCCUGCGCUCUUCAUAAACCUGGUUGUCGGCUGGUCUUAUUACGCUUAUGUCGUAGAACUCUGUGUGUAUACAAUCAAAAAUGAUGCAGAGCGAAUCAUGUACUUGGUCAUCUUCCACAUGUUCCUCUUCAUGUUCAUUUGGACCUACUGGAAAACAAUCUGGUCCAAACCUGCUAGCCCCUGUAAAGUGUUCUCUCUGCCCAGACCAGAGAAAGAGCAGUUUGAGAGAGAGGAACGACCUGAGAAACAACAAGAGAUUCUGAAGAAAGUGGUGAAGAAUUUGCCUGUGUACACACGCACUGCAGGAGGAGCCAUCAAAUAUUGUGACCAGUGCCAGAUCAUCAAACCUGAUCGCUGCCAUCACUGUUCUACAUGUGAAAAGUGUGUGUUGAAAAUGGACCAUCACUGUCCCUGGGUGAAUAAUUGUGUUGGAUUCUCAAACUACAAGUUCUUUAUCUUGUUCCUGGCCUACGCUGCACUCUACUGUGCAGUAAUCUGUGCCACAGUUGUCCAAUAUUUCAUCAAAAUCUGGACUAGUGACAAGAAACAGCAGCCAGACAUGCACACGAAAUUCAACAUCCUUUUUCUGUUUUUCGUGGCGGCCUUGUUCUUCAUAAGCGUCUUGUGCCUUCUCAGCUACCACCUAUGGCUUGUGGGAAAGAAUAGAACCACUAUAGAGGCUUUAAGGGCUCCUAUCUUUAUUAAUGGUCCAGACAAGAACGGGUUUUCUCUGGGCUUCAGACGGAAUGUAGCCGAGGUGUUUGGGGACGAAGUGAAGUACUGGAUGUUUCCUGUUUUCUCAAGUUUGGGAGAUGGCAAUUCCUUUGUCACCAGACUGGUGCAUAUAGACCCUGAACAAGCUAACAAUGUCCUCCAGCAAAACGGCAAAAGUCCCGUUGAUGGAGAGACGAUCCCUCCUGUGCUUGGUAAUAAUGCGCAGUUCCCAGCUGAUGAUGAUGGCAAAGACAAACCUGACACAGGACAGACAGUGACAGUGGAGAAUGAAUUGUAGCAGUUUGUUGUCUGUUGUGCAGGUCACCAUCACAUCAAUCAUUUAAAGGGCAAGUUCACUUUUUACAAUCCUAGUCAUAUUAAAACAUGGUUACCAAUCAAGCCUUUGAGUGUUUUACACACCUUUGACAACUGCAUUGUGUGAAAGGAUUCCCAUUUUAGAAAAACCUCUGUAAAAGGAAUAGGCUGUCAG
This is a messenger RNA of Thalassophryne amazonica, 1351 nucleotides long. RefSeq names its product palmitoyltransferase ZDHHC15B-like. Gene Ontology annotation, cellular component: Golgi apparatus; endoplasmic reticulum. Gene Ontology annotation, biological process: peptidyl-L-cysteine S-palmitoylation; protein targeting to membrane; synaptic vesicle maturation. NCBI's taxonomy places the organism in Eukaryota, Metazoa, Chordata, Actinopteri, Batrachoidiformes, Batrachoididae. The record is from RefSeq and is a predicted model, not a curated record. Bases 59 to 1159 code for a protein of 366 amino acids. Gene Ontology annotation, molecular function: protein-cysteine S-palmitoyltransferase activity. The transcript is spliced from 13 exons.